AUGGCGAUCGCCGCGGAUUCCACCGCCGAGCAAGCCCCGAACCCUGCUCCCCACGAGCCUUCGGACGAGCCCCGCAAGGCUCCCGACCAGCCCGACCGUGGCGAGGACAAUGGGGUCGACUUCGACGAGGAGGAGGACGAUCCAGAGGAGCUGGACAGGCCGGCGGCGUACAAGGAGAAGGUGAAGGCCGUCUUCCGUCGCCUGCACGCCGAGCCCGUCCGCAUCCGCGUCCACGACGUCAUCAUCAGGGGCAAUUUCAAGACCCGCGGCUCCCUCAUCGAGGAGGAGGUCGGCGACCUGCUCCGCUCUGCCGGUACCGUGCAGGGCCUGGUGCGCGCCUCCAGCCAUGCCAACGCGCUGCUGCGCCGUCUCGACGUGUUCGACUCCGUCUCCAUCACCCUCGACGCCGGUCCGCCGGGGUUCCCCGGUACUGCGAACGUCACCAUCCAAGUCGUGGAGGCGGCCAGACCCUACAAUCGUGGCAUCUUCUUCUUCCCCAAGAAAGAGGUAAUAUCAUGGCCAGUUGAAGGAUGGUUCAUGUUGAAGAACCUAUUUGGUUACGGGGACAUGUGGGAUGUUUCAGGGGAAUAUGGUUGGGAUCAGUCAUCAAAGAUAGACAUUGGAGUGUACCUGCCAAGAUUGAAAUCAAUACCAACACCUUUGACGGCUCGGGCAUCAAUCCUUUCCGAAGAUUGGCUGAAGUUUUCAUCAUACAAGGAGCAUCUUCUUGGCCUUAAGUUUGGUUUGCUUUCAACCUGGCACCAUAACUUGUCUUAUGAUCUGGCAUGGCGUACCGUAACUGAUCCCUCACAAAUGGCAUCAGAAUCCAUAAGGAGGCAGCUAGGCCACAAUCUGCUUUCUGCACUGAGUUAUGCAUAUAAAAUAGAUAAAAGAGAUUCAGAAUUCCGGCCAACAAAAGGAUAUGCAUUUGUCUCAACUUCUCAAGUUGGUGGUCUAUGGAAAAAUGGAUUACGAUUCUUCCGCCAGGGGUUUGAUGUUCGCGGCGCUGUUCCAUUCGGUUUUUGCAAUGCUGCCCUUAAUGUUGGCAUAUCAGCAGGGGUGAUUCUACCUUUGAGCAGAGGAUUUAUGGAAUUGCCUUCACCUGUCCCUGAUAGAUUUUACCUAGGAGGUCUUUCUUCCCCUGUAUGCAGCCUUGGUGUGAUAUCAUCUCUGUUGGGUUUCAAAACAAGAGGAGUUGGCCCAUCCGAACCACAGAGAUCUGUCCCAGGCGAGUCAGUUACGGUCGACGCUGCUGCCUCUACAGGGAGGGAUUACUUGGGAGGCGAUCUUGCUGUUUCUGCAUUUGCUGAUCUAUCCUUUGAUUUGCCCCUAAAGCUGUUCAGAGAUAAUGGAAUUCAUGGUCAUGCAUUUCUUUGUGCUGGAAAUCUUGCCAAGUUGUCUGAGGGUGAGUUUAAGAAUUUCUCAUUCCCUGAGUUUCGGCGCACAUUCAGAAGCUCUGCUGGUGUUGGCAUUGUCUUUCCAACCUCACUUUUCUGGAUGGAGUUAAAUUACUGCCAUAUCUUGAAGAAACAUGAACAUGAUCAUGGAAAGAGUGGAAUUCAGUUCAGCUUCUCCUUGGAGUAG
Triticum turgidum subsp. durum (durum wheat) is the source of this 1584-nucleotide messenger RNA. The record is from the annotation of a GenBank genome assembly. NCBI's taxonomy places the organism in Eukaryota, Viridiplantae, Streptophyta, Magnoliopsida, Poales, Poaceae.